UGUUGUUAUGUGUUUGUUGAGACAGAGGUGGCUGCCCCCUGGACUGAAGAGACGGUGAGACAGUGUCUCUUCCUCUACCUGUCCCUGCUGCCUCUCAACCACCGGCUGGUCCACGAGCUGGCGUCCGUCUACACCGAGGCCAUCGCUGACAUCAAGCGCAGCGUGCUGCGAGCCAUUGAGCAGCCUAUCCGUGGGAUGGGGAUGAACUCGCCCGAGCUGCUGCUGCUGGUGGAAAACUGUCCUAAAGGGGCGGAGACGUUAGUUACACGCUGUCUGCACAUUCUGACCGAUAAAGUGCCCCCGUCUCCAGAGCUGGUGGAGAGAGUGCGAGACCUGUACCACAAACGAGUGCCCGAUGUACGUUUCCUGAUUCCAGUCAUAAACGGCCUCGAAAAGAAUGAAGUAAUCCAGGCUCUCCCGAAGCUCAUCAAACUCAACCCCAUUGUGGUGAAGGAGGUGUUCAACCGUCUCUUAGGGACCCAGCACAGUGAGGGGAGUUCAUCUGUGUCCCCUCUGACCCCGGGAGACCUGCUGAUUGCCUUGCACAACAUAGACUCAACCAAAUGUGACAUGAAAUCUAUCAUUAAAGCUACCAACCUGUGCUUCGGGGAGAAGAACGUGUACACGUCGGAGGUUUUGGCGGUGGUGAUGCAGCAGCUGAUGGAGCAGAGCCCCCUUCCCAUGCUGCUCAUGCGCACCGUCAUCCAGUCCCUCACCAUGUAUCCCAGGCUGGGAGGCUUCGUCAUGAACAUCCUGUCCCGCCUCAUCGUCAAGCAGGUGUGGAAGUAUCCUAAGGUAUGGGAGGGCUUUGUGAAGUGCUGCCAGAGGACCAAGCCUCAGUCGUACAGCGUGCUGCUACAGCUGCCGGCCGCCCCGCUCAGCAGCGUGUUUGAGCGCUGCCCAGAGAUGAGGGAGCCCCUCCUGCAGCACGUCCUCUCCUUCACCCCUCACCAGCAAGCUCACAUACCUGCCUCCAUCAUGGCGGUACUGGAAGCAAAUAAAAAGCCAGAACCAAAGCCUGUGGAGCCUGUGGUGGUCAUAGAGCCUGUCGUAGAGCAAGAGGUAACCCAUAAAGAAACACACAUCAUCGAUAAAGCCUGCACACUUUCCCCCCCAUAAACUGUUCUGAUCUUUCCAUGACAGGUAUUAUGAUUUUG
This is a messenger RNA of Notothenia coriiceps (black rockcod), 1157 nucleotides long. RefSeq names its product symplekin-like. The annotation marks the transcript as partial. The transcript has 8 exons. The record is from RefSeq and is a predicted model, not a curated record. Lineage: Eukaryota; Metazoa; Chordata; Actinopteri; Perciformes; Nototheniidae. Gene Ontology annotation, cellular component: mRNA cleavage and polyadenylation specificity factor complex.